AUGGUGCGGUUAAAGUUAGACGGAUGCUGGGUGAAGUGGGCAUCUAAAAGUAGGCAUCGGAAGAAUUGUUCGCUGUCCACAUGUAACAACAAAAAAAGGCUUGACAUUCUUCGGCGGACAGCCGACCUGGGGAUGAUUUCCUACGACGCUACUCCGACGUGUGAUGUAUACGACAGCCGCGCAUCGGAGUCGUGUUCGGGCUCUGAGGACGAGCAGGCGGCCAUGUCCGAGGACGAAGACGGCGCCUUUGACGAGACGGGGCGGAUCGGCAACACCGACUGGUGCCAGUGCGGAUGUUGCGCGCAGAUGCCGACAGCUGAGGUGUGCGUCUGCUGCCACGAGUACCCCGCCGCCGCGUCGAGGCAACCUGGCUGCCUAACAAGCAACCCGGAUUUCGAGACGGUGUGCUUGAAUUCGGGGGUGCUCGAGGUCGCCUACUUCAUGAUGCGCCACUACCGCCAGGACGGAAUGGGCACAACAGCGCACGAGUGA
This is a messenger RNA of Ixodes scapularis (black-legged tick), 492 nucleotides long. RefSeq lists its product as uncharacterized. Lineage: Eukaryota; Metazoa; Arthropoda; Arachnida; Ixodida; Ixodidae. The transcript has 3 exons. The record is from RefSeq and is a predicted model, not a curated record. Bases 1 to 492 code for a protein of 163 amino acids.